Salvia miltiorrhiza (redroot sage) is the source of this 2034-nucleotide messenger RNA. RefSeq lists its product as uncharacterized. Lineage: Eukaryota; Viridiplantae; Streptophyta; Magnoliopsida; Lamiales; Lamiaceae. Bases 1 to 2034 code for a protein of 677 amino acids. The transcript is spliced from 5 exons. The record is from RefSeq and is a predicted model, not a curated record.
AUGACCAAGCGCAAGGCUUCACAAACCGGCUCGACCUCCAAGCGCCAGCGCGCUGCAGAAUCCGGCGAGGAAAAAGCCGGAUCUGGAGUUCCUGGAAGCGUCAUAGAUAUUUGCAAAGAAAUCAAUGCAGAUGAGAGUUCCGGAUCUGAGGAACAACAAUCACCGAUCCGGGUGGUGACUCUUCCAACCACGGCCGAAGAAGCCGGCGAGGAAGACGAAGCCGCCGAGGAAGAAGAUUCUGGAGAGGAAGAAGAAGCCGUCGAGGAAGAAGAAGCCGUCGAGGAAGAAGAAUCCGGAGAGGAAGAAGAAGCCGGCGAGGAAGAAGAAUCCGGAGCGGAAGAAGAAGCCAGCGAGGAAGAAAACUCCGAAGAGUCCGCCGGUGAAGAUGAGGAUGAUUUGUCAACUACAGUACAAUGGAAAUACCUACGAAAAGGUAUGGAGCAAAUAAAACACAAGGUUAACAUUACGGGCAAGGAGAACAUUAUUGAAAUCAUAAACGAUGUUUUAAAGGGUGACAAUGUAUACCGUGAGCUGCAAGAGUCUGUUUUCAGCGAUUUCCUAAAACUGCCAUCCCGCAUAUCACGAUCAGGCCAAUGCCUGCAUUUCAUGAUAUCAAGACAGAUAGCAGGACAAUCAAAUCCGGAUGAGACGGCGUUGUUUUUUAUCGUGGAUGACUAUGUGACGAGGUUUUCCAGGAUUGAGUUUUUUUUUAUGACAGGAUUGAAAUUUGGGUCAAGCAACUUUAACCCCUAUGCAGAUCACAUCAUACUUGAGAAUUCUUUUUAUCAGAGAGUUCUUGGCGGUAGGGAAAUUUCCCCCAACAAAUUGAGGGAGAUGUUUAUGACCCGAGGUUUGGGUGAGCAUAAAGCGGACUACGUUAAGGCAGCAAAGAUGCUACUAGUGACGGAUCUGAUAUUUGGCUAUGAUGGUACGAAUUCCAGAAUUCCGGAUUGGCUCUGGGUGCUUUUGGAGGACACAACAGCAUGGGAGGAAUUCCCAUGGGGCAGCAUGUCAUUUCAGAUGACAAUUCAUGCAAUCAACAAGGUGAGAAGCACUCCAGCAGCAAAUGCAUCAUAUCAUCUAACCGGGAACACUCUUGCCUUCUUGGCUUGGAUGUAUUGUGCUCUCCCAAAGCUGGGAAAGGAUAUCGGAGAAAGAAAACCCUCAAAAGUAUUCCCUCGGAUGCUGAGGUUCACCUACACUAACAAUCGCAGGAAACCGGAAGCUGGCGAACAGGUUCAUUUUUCACUGAAACCAACAGAAGAGGAAAAUCAACAUAAACACUGGGCAUCUAUUGAAGAAGAAGGAACACCAUUCAUUUUGCAGUACAGUCCCACUGCGGAUGGCAGCAAGAAGAGAGCAAAGAAAAUGGCCGCGAGGUAUGAGGGGGUCAGAAUGAUUCAAGAACAAAGGGUGGAGAGCGAAGGAGAAGGAAGAAACCAGCAACAGCAAGAGCAUCAACAACAGCAACAUCAACAACAACAGCAGGGAGAGGCUGUGAUGACAUUCACAGCCUCGGAAAUGAAGCAAUUUAUUGAAAAAGUGGGAGAAAGCGCAGCAAAGAGAGCGCGCAUUGAAUUUGUUGAACAUUUCAAUCGGGAAGAGCUGAUAAAUGACAUAGCUGACUGCGUCGUUAGCAAAUUGCGUCAAAGACAGCAAUAUAGGCCACCACAAGAGGUUGCAAGCACAGCAGAAUGGAUGGCGCACUGUGAAACUGAGGAGAGAUUUUACCGCCAAGUAUGGGGAACACCGGCUUCUAUGCCAACACCAACACCAACACCCACACCACCAGCAAAUGCAGACAUUGAAGCCGGAAUAUCAGCCGCAGCGGCAGCACUAGCAACCGCACAACAUGAAGCAGGAACAUCUGCAGCAGUGGCAGCAGCAACAGCAUCCCCGCCUCAACAAUUGGGGCAAAUCAGACCAACCAGGAUGAGGAUGCCAUCUGCAGCAUGUAAAAGUCCAUUCCGGCGUGAUGAUGUCAGAGGAACAAAUUUUCUUAGGUACCUGAGGAGCAAAGAAGCUGAACAGUAA